This is a messenger RNA of Mixia osmundae IAM 14324, 156 nucleotides long. RefSeq lists its product as uncharacterized. The transcript has a single exon. NCBI's taxonomy places the organism in Eukaryota, Fungi, Basidiomycota, Mixiomycetes, Mixiales, Mixiaceae. The record is from RefSeq and is a predicted model, not a curated record. The annotation marks the transcript as partial.
GCAUCUCCAACGACCCAGCCUGGAUUCCAAGGAAUACCAGACCGAGCCAUCGUCGGUGAAGACAAACCUGUGAGCAGCUGCUCUGAUCAUCGAUCAGCGCCGCUCACAGUCGGUUCUCCCAUUCGGUGGUUUCUUGCACUUAUAGUCUGGCCAUAG